Saxophila tyrrhenica is the source of this 1671-nucleotide messenger RNA. RefSeq names its product glycylpeptide N-tetradecanoyltransferase (gene NMT1). Gene Ontology annotation, biological process: N-terminal peptidyl-glycine N-myristoylation. The record is from RefSeq and is a predicted model, not a curated record. Lineage: Eukaryota; Fungi; Ascomycota; Dothideomycetes; Mycosphaerellales; Extremaceae. Gene Ontology annotation, molecular function: glycylpeptide N-tetradecanoyltransferase activity. The transcript has 2 exons. Gene Ontology annotation, cellular component: cytoplasm. Bases 1 to 1671 code for a protein of 556 amino acids.
AUGGCGGCCGAGCAAGAGAAGACAGCAGAUGUGCAGAUCGCGAGUGAUGUGGCAGACAAAGCUCUAGAGGAUCCCUCAAACAUUGCAGAGAACACAGCGGACGCAGAUGAGGAUGCUGAGGAGGAAGUCGAGGAAGACGGCGAGGUAGAAGCAGGCACAGCAGCAGAGCCCUCCAAGAAGAAGAAGAAGCCCAAGAAGAAGAAAAAGAAGGCAGCAACAUCAGGCGAAGGAGCGGACUCAGCAGCAGGCGCACAACAACCGCCGAGGCCAGCGCAGGUGCAGAACAUACAAUCGCUACUCCAACAGCUUGCUGUGUCGCAGCAGGGGCAGAAGCAAGAAGGCAAGGCACCAGAGGAUUACAAGUUCUGGAACACGCAGCCGGUGCCCAAGUUCAAGGAACCACCGAAUCUGCUGCAAACCACGGACAGCUCGAGCGAGUCGCUACCCGAAGGCCCGAUCUUGCCCGACAAGGUCUGCAGAGCGAGCGCGAAGGAAGAGCCCGAGAAGCUGGUGGAGGGGUUCGAGUGGUCUACCGUCGACAUCGAGGACAAGGGUGAAUUGCAGGAACUCUACGAGCUACUGGACGGUCACUACGUGGAGGAUACCGACGGUUCGUUCCGCUUCAAGUACAGCGUCUCGUUCCUCUCGUGGGCGCUGAAGCCGCCCGGGUGGAAGAAAGAAUGGCACAUCGGCGUGCGGACGAAGUCGACGACGGAGGGGAAGAGAGGGCGACUGGUCGCUUUCAUCGCCGGCAUACCUGUCACGCUCAAAGUGGGCGAGCACAAGUUCAAGUCGACCGAGAUCAACUUCCUCACCGUCCACCACAAGCUGCGCGGGAAGCGACUGGCGCCCGUCAUGAUCAAGGAGGUUACGAGGAGAUGCUAUUUGAAUGGCAUCUACCAGGCGCUGUACACGGCUGGCACGAUCUUGCCUACGCCGGUGAGCACGUGCAGAUAUUAUCACCGCUCGCUGGACUGGGAGCACCUCUACAAGUGCGGCUUCAGCCAUGUACCGCCCGGCACGACGGAGCUGAGGCAGAAGUACAAGUACAAAGUCGAUACGGCGCAGACGAAGAUCAAGGGCAUGCGGCCGAUGAAGCCUGACGAUAUCGAGGGUGUGAGGGAUCUGCUUGUGCGAUACCUGGAGCGCUUCAAGCUGCGACAAGAGUGGACAGCAGAAGAGAUCGCGCACUGGCUGUGCUCUGACGCGAGCAAGGACGUCGUCUGGAGCUGGGUGGUGGAUAAAGAAGGCGGUGGUAUCUCUGACUUUGUGUCCUACUACCUACUCGAAUCCACCGUCCUCAAAUCAAACCAACAAAAAGAAACCAUCCGCGCCGCCUACCUCUACUACCUCGCCUCCGACACCGCCUUCCCCCCCACCUCCGGCCCGCACCCCAAAGCCGCCCAGAUCCAAUUAAACCUCGCCUCCCGUCUCCAAGCCCUCAUGCACGACGCCAUCGUCCAGGCCAAAAGGGCGAAUUUCCACGUCUUCAACGCGCUGACGCUGCUGGAUAACCCGCUGUUUUUCAAGGAGCUGAAGUUUGAGCGCGGGGAUGGGAAGUUGAAUUUUUAUCUGUUUAAUUGGAGGACGGAGGCGUUGGGGGGUGGGGUUGAUGGGGACGGGGUGGCGGAUGCGGGGAGGAUGGGUGGGGUGGGUGUGGUGAUGUUGUAG